This is a messenger RNA of Aethina tumida (small hive beetle), 1256 nucleotides long. Its product is annotated as endoplasmic reticulum-Golgi intermediate compartment protein 2. Gene Ontology annotation, cellular component: COPII-coated ER to Golgi transport vesicle; membrane; endoplasmic reticulum. Bases 65 to 1204 code for a protein of 379 amino acids. NCBI's taxonomy places the organism in Eukaryota, Metazoa, Arthropoda, Insecta, Coleoptera, Nitidulidae. Gene Ontology annotation, biological process: endoplasmic reticulum to Golgi vesicle-mediated transport; retrograde vesicle-mediated transport, Golgi to endoplasmic reticulum. The record is from RefSeq and is a predicted model, not a curated record. The transcript is spliced from 6 exons.
GAUAGGUUAGAAUUAAACAAAACAAACCUGUAGUUUCAUGUUUUAUCUGUGUUGACUGAAAAUAAUGGAUUCUGAAAAAGUAACAAUGUUAAGAUAUAGAGGUUCAAGACUGUCAUCUAAAGUAAAAAAGUUGGAUAUGUUUCCGAAAAUUGAGGAAACGUUCAAAGAGCCCACUAAAAUUGGUGGAACUUUUUCAGUUGUAAGUUUUUUAAUUAUAGGAUUUUUAAUAUAUUCAGAAUUUAGAUACUACUUAGACAGCAAAUUUACAUUUAAAUUUUCACCUGAUGUUGAAUUAUCUCAGAAACUAAAAAUAAAUAUUGAUAUAACAAUAGCAAUGCCAUGUCAGAAUUUAGGAGCAGAUAUAUUAGACUCGACUAACCAAAAUACCUACAAGUUUGGUACAUUGGAGGAAGAAGAUACUUGGUUUGAUUUAGCGCCAAAUCAAAGGUUACAUUUUGAAAAUAAGCAACAUUUUAAUUCCUAUUUAAGAGAAGAAUAUCAUGCUGUCAAGGAUUUGUUAUGGAAAAAUAGUUUCUCAUCUCAUUUUGGGGAACUGCCUCCUAGAAGUCACUUUCCAGAUGUGCCAUAUGAUGCUUGUAGAAUCCAUGGUACACUUGAACUGAACAAAGUGGCUGGAAACUUUCAUAUUACUGCAGGCAAAAGUUUAAGCUUACCUAGGGGACAUAUUCAUAUAAGUGCAUUUAUGUCAGACAGAGACUACAAUUUUAGUCAUAGAAUAAACAGGUUUAGUUUUGGUGAUCCAAGUCCUGGCAUUGUCCACCCUCUUGAAGGAGAUGAAGUCAUUUCAAAACAUGGUAUGACAUUGUAUAAUUAUUUUAUUGAAAUUGUACCCACAAGUGUGAAAACGUUUUUGACUACUGUUGAUACAUUCCAAUAUAGUGUCAAAGAACUUAGUAGACCUAUAGACCAUGAGAAAGGUAGUCAUGGAAUGCCUGGAUUAUUCUUCAAAUAUGAUGUGUCAGCUUUGAAAGUUACUGUUAUGCAAGAGAGGGACAAUUUUGGAAUGUUUUUAGCACGCUUAUGUUCCAUAAUUGGUGGAGUGUAUGUGUGUUCAGGUAUUGUAAAUAGGAUUGUUCAGAUAAUAAUAAACCUAAUUUUAUGUAAUUGGCAAAGUACAAAGAGUGAAAAGAGGAAUAUCCAUAAAGUCGACAAAUCCAAUGUGAUUGACUACCAACCUAUGUAAAUAAUAAAAUGGUAUUACUACUGUGAGAUAAAUAAAUUUCUAUUAAUUAAUA